Haliotis rubra (blacklip abalone) is the source of this 2221-nucleotide messenger RNA. RefSeq names its product cell division control protein 45 homolog. Bases 1 to 1788 code for a protein of 595 amino acids. Gene Ontology annotation, biological process: mitotic DNA replication preinitiation complex assembly; double-strand break repair via break-induced replication; DNA replication initiation. The record is from RefSeq and is a predicted model, not a curated record. The transcript has 18 exons. Gene Ontology annotation, cellular component: DNA replication preinitiation complex. Lineage: Eukaryota; Metazoa; Mollusca; Gastropoda; Lepetellida; Haliotidae. Gene Ontology annotation, molecular function: single-stranded DNA binding; DNA replication origin binding; chromatin binding.
AUGUUUGUCAAGGAUUUUAAGAAGAAUUUCUAUGACGCUAUACAAAAUCAGCGAGUUCUGGUACUGGUGUCUUUCGAUGUGGAUGCAUUAUGUGCAUGCAAGAUUUUGCAGUAUCACUAUACACCAUCAGAGAAUUAUAGUCAGCGGAUGCUUGUUGCUAUGGUUACAUGUGUUGUUUCAGUAUCUGUUCCAGAUGCUACACCAUUGUGCGGUAGUCCCAUACACCAUUGUCAGAAGGCGUGGGUCAGUGGCCUGGAAGACCUGGAGCGGGCCUUCGUAGAGAAUUCAGAAGGCAUCAAGCAUGUUGUGAUGAUCAACUCAUGUGCCACUGUGGAUGUUGUUGAGAUGUUGCAGCCACCGAGCACGCCCGGCUUCUACAUCAGUGACAGUCACCGUCCGGUAGACAUCCACAAUGUGUUUAACGCUGUGCAGGUCAAGUUGUUGAUGAAGGAGGAGGAGUUGACGGAGCUGCCAGAGUACGAUGAAGUCUUCAGGGACGACAGUUCAGACGAGGACUCUGGUAAUGAGAGUGACAGUUCUGACAGAUCGGGGAAAAAACGGAGGUUUGACGAGGCAGCCAUAGACAGACGGAGAGAAAAGAGAUUGUGGAACGAAAAUAGGAACAAGGUCAUAUUUGACUACACAAAGUUCACAUCAUAUGGAACUUCAUCCUCCUUAUUAAUGUUUGAAAUGGCGUGGAAGAUGUCUAAAGACACCAAUGAUUUAUUGUGGCUGGCUAUUAUCGGUGUGUCAGACCAGUAUGUUCAUUUCAAGACCCCAAGAGACAAGUACAUGGAUGAUGUUAUGGCGCUACAGUCUCACGUAGCUCGGCACAACCAUCGAGGAGACGACGAGGAGAACCUCAUCUCCAUCAACUGUUUGAAAAUUGUGUUUGAUGAGGAGCUGACGCUGACGAUGUACCGCCACUGGUCCUUGUUUGAGUCCAUCUGUCACUCGGUCGGGAUGGCGUGCAAGUUCAAGGUGUGGACGCUCAAGGGACAGAAGAAACUCAAUGAGUUCUUAGCAGAGAUGGGGAUGCCACUGAACCAGUGCAAGCAGAAGUUCUCAGCCAUGGACACGGAGCUGAAGGGCAACAUCAAGGGCAUGAUACAGGACCAGAUGAACAAAUAUGGGCUGGUGAUGCAGGACAUAGUGAUCCCAUCAUUCUCAGCCCAAUAUGGCUACCGAAACAAGCUGUGUGCCACGGACGCUGUGUACGCAUGCUGUGCAGUAUUGGAAGGAACUGAGAAAGGCAAGACUCCCAAUGAUUGUUUCCUUGAUGCAGUUGAUAUUCUAACAAGGUCAAAUGUGGCCGCUUUAGAGAAGGGACUUGAAUUGGCUAAACGUCAGCUGAAGGCUGUGGUCACUCAGGUCCAGACAUUCCUGGACAUGCAUCAGGUCAUCUCUGCUGGACCCUUCCUCUACGCCCUUAUACAGGAGGGAACGGCAGAUGUGAAGUUUUUCUCCAAAGUCAACUGCCUGAUUCGGCUGGCUCGGUUCACACUUGAAGCACACUGCUCAGUGAGUCGCAGUAAGAAGGCGAGGACGCUGCCUCUAGUGCUGGGUGCCCCCCUCAACACAGAGCAGGGGACGACACUGGUGAUCGGCAUCCCUCCGCUGGAGCUGGACGACGAGAGGAAAAACUUCUUUGGAAAGGCCUUUGAACAAGCGGCAAGCAGCACCAACUCCCGGACUCACCACGACUAUUUUGACUCACAUGUGAUGGAGAUGAAGACAGACGACAGGAGCAAGUUCUUUGAUGCCCUCCUCAACUUGCUACAGACAUGAGUCCUGUGGUCGCACUGCUUCUAUUUAUUUCUACAACUACCCAACGUCACCAGGGCCCACUUGCACAAAGUGACCUUAGUGCUACGACUGUCUUAGGCCUAUGUUGGAGAAUGGAAGUUAGGGUCAUUGUAGCGCUAAGGACGCUUUGUGCAAGUGAGCGCAGAUGCCAGUGUCAGUCAGUCAGGUCGUCCAGUCCAAUAAAACAACUUCUGUUAAUUUCUGCAACUACUACAAAGUUAUGUAAUUCCUGUCUUUGUUGUUGCCAUAGCAUUAUUCACAUGACCCUUUACUGGAGGUUGUUGAAACGGGUCCCAACCAAACAGACCUGUGGCGAUCCGGGUUAGAAUUGGUCUUCAGCAACCCAUGCUUGUUGUAAGAGGCAACGAAUGGGAUCGGGUGGUCAGGUUCGCUAAAUUGGUUGACACAUAUCAUC